CGGCUCGUGAGGUGGCGGUUGGCGGCGGUGACGGGCGGCCGCCAUGAGGCUGACGCGGCUGAAGCUGAAGAACGUCUUCGUGGUGUAUUUCGUGGUGUCGGCGGCGGCGCUGAUGUACGCGCUGCUCCAACUCGGUCAGCAGUGCGAUUGCACGCCCCAGAUGAGGUCGUCGAACGAGCUGGUGCGGCAGAAGGACCAGAGGGUGCUGCACCUGCAGAACGAGGUGAAGAAGCUGCAGAAGCAAGUGCGAGCGGAGGAGGAGGCCGAGAGGCGCCAGCUCCCCACCAUCUACGCGGUGACCCCCACCUACUCCAGGUUGGUGCAGAAGGCUGAGUUGGUGCGCCUGUCACAGACCUUCCUCCACGUGAGGAAGUUUCACUGGAUCGUGGUGGAGGACGCCGCCAACCGCUCCAAACUGGUGGCCGAGAUCCUGGCCCAGAGCGGCCUGGUGUACACCCACCUCAGCGUGCCGACCCCGACCAUCCACAAGCUGAAGGAGAGCGACCCCAACUGGCUGAAGCCCCGUGGGGUGGAACAGCGCAACCUGGCCAUCCAGUGGCUCCGGGAAAACCGCGAGCUCAGCGAGGAGGGCGUGGUGUACUUUGCCGACGAUGACAACACCUACAGCACGAAGCUCUUCGACGAGAUGCGCUGGACGAAGCGCGUCUCGGUUUGGCCGGUGGGCCUGGUGGGCGGCCUGCGCUUCGAGAGGCCGCUGGUAGAGGGCGGGAAGGUGGUGGGUUUCCACACGGCCUGGAAGCCCACCCGGCCCUUCCCCAUGGACAUGGCGGGCUUCUCCGUUGCCCUGCAGCUGCUGCUGGCCAACCGGGAAGCCAAGUUCGAUAUCAACGCCGAACGGGGCUACCUGGAGAGCAGCCUCCUGCAGUCCGUGGUCUCCAUCGAGGAACUCGAGCCCAAGGCCAACAACUGUGACAAGGUCCUGGUGUGGCACACCCGUACUGAGAAACCCAAGAUGAAACAAGAGGACGCGCUGUUGAAACAGGGCAAAGGGUCUGAAGUCCACAUCGAGGUGUAAAGUAGGCAGACGUGUGGAGGAGGAGGAGAGGCUCGACUGCGAGACCCUGGGAUGCUGAGAGCACGGUGUACACAGUGACCUACCUCCGUGUACUCGAGAGGAACUUGAGAAUCCGACUUUAAGCUGUGCGUCCGAGUCCAAAGAGAGCGAGAGAAAGAGAGAGAGAGCGAGGGUUUAACGUAGAGAGCUAGCUGUUACGCUGAGAUGCAGGACUCAAAGGCAAGGAUUCCUCUGACCCUUUUAACCCCAGUUUUAAUCUUCGCUUCGAAGAAACCAUGUCGUCUCUGUCCCUUCUCUUUGUUCUAAUUGUUCUAACCGAGACCUGCUGCUGUGUGAUUGUGGUGAUGGUGGUAAGGUCCGCGGGGUUAGGAGGGCGCUUGUGGGAACUGGGAGUAAGUCCAGGCCAGGCUGGUAGGAUCCAAAUCUUCUCUGACUGCUAACGCGCAGUGUCAAAUGUGCAUACACCACGUGCAAGUGUUAAUAUAUCCUGUGAAAAGAUUAUUAUCUUUUAACAUCCAUUUGAUCAAGCAAAUGGGACUUUGGGUUCAAAGUGUCGUCCAAAGGAGACUUUGGUUUGAAGCGACACACGUUGUCAGUUGCGCUGUCCCCUCUUUCUUCCCCCACACCCCCACCACCACACAACAAUCCUCGCACACACA
Callorhinchus milii (elephant shark) is the source of this 1695-nucleotide messenger RNA. RefSeq names its product beta-1,3-glucuronyltransferase 3 (glucuronosyltransferase I) (gene b3gat3). The record is from RefSeq and is a predicted model, not a curated record. Gene Ontology annotation, biological process: chondroitin sulfate proteoglycan biosynthetic process; carbohydrate metabolic process. Gene Ontology annotation, molecular function: galactosylgalactosylxylosylprotein 3-beta-glucuronosyltransferase activity. Gene Ontology annotation, cellular component: Golgi membrane. The transcript has 5 exons. The coding region runs from base 44 to 1036 and encodes 330 amino acids. NCBI's taxonomy places the organism in Eukaryota, Metazoa, Chordata, Chondrichthyes, Chimaeriformes, Callorhinchidae.